ACUCAUCCGCUCACUUCUUCUCCAGGCAGAGCAGACGACGACAGCAGGACUCCAUCAAAAUGAUGUCUUCUUCAUCCACCCGCACCUACAUGUCCUCAGGAGGAUCUUCCCGAGUCUCUGUCUCUGGUGGUGGAGCUGGUCGUGUCACAGGAAUGCGUGCCGGUAGUGUGUAUGGAGGAGCAGGAGGAUCCGGGGUUCGCAUCUCCAGUUCUUCUCUUUCUCGAUCCUACUCUUCUGGAAGCACUGGCUAUGGCGCUGGCUUCCAUCUGUCUGAUGCCAUUGACGUGUCUGCGAAUGAGAAAGCCACCAUGCAAAACCUCAAUGACCGUCUGGCCUCCUACCUGGAGAAGGUGCGCACCCUGGAGAGGGCCAAUGCAGAUCUUGAGCUGAAGAUCCGCCAGUUCCUGGACAGCAAGACGGCUCCCUCUGCUCGGGACUACAGUGCCUACUAUGCAACAAUCAGUGACCUCCAGGUCAAGAUCCAGCAUGCUACUGGUUUAAACGGAGGGAUCUACCUCAGCAUUGACAACGCCAAGCUGGCUGCCGAUGACUUCAGAGUCAAGUAUGAGAAUGAGCUGAGCAUGAGGCAGUCUGUGGAAGCAGACAUCGCUGGCUUGAGGAGGGUGCUGGAUGAGCUCACAAUGACCAGAUCUGACCUGGAGUUGCAGAUCGAGGGUCUGAGAGAAGAACUGAUCUUCCUCAAGAAGAACCACGAGGAGGAACUCUUGGCAGUGCGUGCCCAGAUGACCGGACAAGUCAACGUAGAGGUCGACGCAGCACCACAGGAAGACCUGACAAAGAUCAUGGCUGAAAUCCGUGAACACUACGAAUCAGUUGCUGCCAAGAACCGCAAAGAUCUUGAGGCUUGGUUCCAGGCCAAGACCGAAACCCUCACCAAGGAAGUUGCUGUGAGCACAGAAACCCUUCAAAUAUCCCGCUCUGAAAUCACAGAGGUUAAGCGCACACUCCAGAGUCUUGAAAUCGAACUUCAGUCACAACUCAGCAUGAAAGCGUCAUUGGAAGGUACUCUGGCAGACACACAGGCCCGCUAUGCUGCCAUGCUAUCUGGCUACCAGUUCCAGGUGAGCAGCCUGGAAGAGCAGCUGGUGCAGCUUCGUGGUGACCUUGAGCGUCAAAGCCAGGAAUACAAGAUGCUUCUGGACAUCAAGACCAGACUGGAGAUGGAGAUUGCAGAGUACAGAAGACUGCUGGAUGGAGAGGCUACAAGUGUCUCAAGCUCAAGCUCAAGUUCCACAACACGCAAGGUGGUAACCAUUGUGGAAGAGGUGGUGGACGGCAAAGUGGUCAGCUCAUCCUCCCAAUCUACGAGCGAGGUUGUGUCUCAAAAGCAUUAAGCAACAACAAUCCACCUCAAGAGUGCUGAAAAACCAAUAAAAUGGUCUAACUGUGAA
This is a messenger RNA of Danio rerio (zebrafish), 1412 nucleotides long. RefSeq names its product keratin 92 (gene krt92). Gene Ontology annotation, molecular function: structural molecule activity. Gene Ontology annotation, biological process: camera-type eye development. Lineage: Eukaryota; Metazoa; Chordata; Actinopteri; Cypriniformes; Danionidae. The record is from RefSeq and is marked validated.